Coregonus sp. 'balchen' is the source of this 4502-nucleotide messenger RNA. The record is from the annotation of a GenBank genome assembly. Lineage: Eukaryota; Metazoa; Chordata; Actinopteri; Salmoniformes; Salmonidae.
AUGUUUCAAGCUAUAUCCAGAAUUUGGAGAUGCCCACCUUUGCCAAGGAGGUAAGAUUAAUGUUUCAACUUUGCGUUCAUUAAAUACAUCGGAGUUCCUAUCUGAUCGUGAAUGGAGUGGCAGGGUAGGCUUAGGGCUAUGCCUACCAACAGAAUGCAAACAUAUUGACUGUGAACUGAUGAAAUGUCAUGAUCAAGUUUAAAUGCUGUAGACUUCAUUUGCAUGAUGUGUGGGAGCAAAUUAUUAUUUGAAUGUAGCUGAGAGACAAAAUAAUCGGAGAUCAAUAUAAUUUGAAUAUUUUUCUGAUAAGAAAAACUACAUUCCAUUCCUGUUUUGAACAACACCUUGGCCUAAAGCAUAUUCUCAACAACACACUCUCUUGGCCAUCCCAACCAAUCCCAACACUUAAUACCUUUUUCCUGGCAGGAAGCACCACUGCUUACAAGGAUCCCAUCCAGAGGAGCCGUGUGUCCUGAUCCCAGGCUGCAUGGUCUCGGAAUACCAGGAAAAGUAUCCUGCCUACUGCAACACUGUCGUCCGGGAAGCCAAGAAGCCGAAGAAUGAGUACCAGCCAAUGGAAGGAAAGAUAUCCAACAUGACCACAUUCAGGUAAGAGACAGACACAUAAUUCAUCAAAGACGAUAUGAUAUUCUGACAACAUUCCCUCUUUAAUAGUUUGCGUAGUUCAUUCAGUCUGCAGGUUGUGUAAUGUCUUUAAUGUCUUUCAGGUCAGACUACGUGGCCCAUGAAGUGACCCAGAGGCCACCAAAGGUCACCAAGUUGUAUGUGCCACCUGACGGGAGAAUGAGACACAGCAGCACCUAUGUCAGGGACUACCCAACUCACCCUGUUCAGAAGCACAUCGUGACCAAGGCAGAGGAGUACCAUCCGCCCACAGCAAAGAUGGUUGCCCAGUCUUUAUACAAAGGUACAGUACGUGCGUCUUGGGGAAUGUCAUGAGAUACCAAUAAACCAUAAAUCAAAUCAAAUUUUAUUUGCCACAUGCGCCGAAUACAACAGGUGUAGACAUUACUGUGAAAUGCUUACUUACAGCCCUUAACCAACAAUGCAUUUAUUUUUUAAUAAAAAAGUAAAAUAAAACAACAAAGUGUUGAGAAAAAAAGAGCAGAAGUAAAAUAAAAUAACAGUAGGGAGGCUAUAUACAGGGGGGUACCGGUGCAGAGUCAAUGUGCGGGGGCACCGGCUAGUUGAGGUAGUUGAAGUAAUAUGUACAUGUGGGUAGAGUUAGUGACUAUGCAUAAAUAAUUAACAGAGUAGCAGCAGCGUAAAAAGAUGGGGUGGGGGGCAGUGCAAAUAGUCCGGGUAGCCAUGAUUAGCUGUUCAGGAGUCUUAUGGCUUGGGGGUAGAAGCUGGGUGAACAGGGAGUACAGGAGGGGACUGAGCACGCACCCCUGAGGGGCCCCCGUGUUGAGGAUCAGCGUGGCAGAUGUGUUGUUACCUACCCUUACCACCUGGGGACGGCCCGUCAGGAAGUCCAGGAUCCAGUUACAGAGGGAGGUGUUUAGUCCCAGGAUCCUUAGCUUAGUGAUGAGCUUUGAGGGCACUAUGGUGUUGAACGCUGAGCUGUAUUCAAUGAAUAGCAUUCUCACGUAGGUGUUCCUCUUGUCCAGGUGGGAAAGGGCAGUGUGGAGUACAAUAGAGAUUGCAUCAUCUGUGGAUCUGUUGGGGCGGUAUGCAAAUUGGAGUGGGUCUAGGGUUUCUGGGAUAAUGGUGUUGAUGUGAGCCAUGACCAGCUUUUCAAAGCACUUCAUGGCUACAGACGUCAGUGCUACGGGUCGGUAGUCAUUUAGGCAGGUUAUCUUAGUGUCCUUGGGCACGGGGACUAUGGUGGUCUGCUUGAAACAUGUUGGUAUUAUAGACUCAGUCAGGGACAUGUUGAAAAUGUCAGUGAAGACACUUGCCAGUUGGUCAGCACAUGCUCGGAGUACACGUCCUGGUAAUCCAUCUGGCCCUGCGGCCUUGUGAAUGUUGACCUGCUUAAAAGUUUUAUUCACAUCGGCUACGGAGAACGUGAUCACAUAGUCAUCCGGAACAGCUGGUGCUCUCAUGUAUGCUUCAGUGUUGCUUGCCUUGAAGCGAGCAUAGAAGUGGUUUAGCUCGUCUGGUAGGCUUGUGUCACUGGGCAGCUCGCGGCUGUGCUUCCCUUUGUAGUCUGUACUAGUUUUCAAGCCCUGCCACAUCCGACGAGCGUCAGAGCCGGUGUAGUACGAUUCAAUCCUAGUCCUGUAUUGACUCUUUGCCUGUUUGAUGGUUCGUCGGAGGGCAUAGCGGGAUUUCUUAUAAGCGUCCGGGUUAGAGUCCCGCUCCUUGAAAGCAGCAGCUCUACCCUUUAGCUCAGUGCGGAUGUUGCCUGUAAUCCAUGGCUUCUGGUUAGGGUAUGUACGUACAGUCACUGUGGGGAUGACGUCAUCGAUGCACUUAUUGAUGAAGCCAGUGACUGAUGUGGUGUACUCCUCAAUGCUAUCUGAAGAAUCCCGGAACAUGUUCCAGUCUGUGCUAGCAAAACAGUCCUGUAGCUUAGCAUCUGCGUCAUCUGACCACUUUUUUAUUAACCGAGUCACUGGUGCUUCCUGCUUUAGUUUUUGCUUAUAAGCAGGAAUCAGGAGGAUAGAGUCAUGGUCAGACUUGCCAAAUGGAGGGCGAGGGAGAGCUUUGUACGCGUCUCUGUGUGUGGAGUAAAGGUGGUAAAUAGACAGCUAUGAAAAAUAUAGAUGAAAACUCUCUUGGUAAAUAGUGUGGUCUACAGCUUAUCAUAAAAUACUCUACCUCAGGCGAGCAAAACCUCGAGACUUCCUUAGUAUUUGAUUUUGUGCACCAGCUGUUGUUUACAAAUAUACACAGACCGCCACCCCUUGUCUUACCGGAGUCAGCCGUUCUAUCCUGCCGAUGUAGCGUAUAUCCCGUCAGCUGUAUGUUGUCCAUGUUGUCGUUCAGCCACGACUCGGUGAGACAUAAGAUAUUACAGUUUUUAAUGUCCCGUUGGUAGGAUAACCGUAAUCGUAGGUCAUCAAAUUUAUUUUCAAAUGAUUGAACAUUGGCUAAUAGGAAUGAUGGAAGAGGCAGUUUACUCGCUCGCCGUCGGAUCCUUACAAGGCACCCCGACCUACGUCCACGAUAUCUCCGUCUCUUUCUCCUGCGAUUGACAGGGAUUUGGGCCUUGUCGGGUGUCUGUAGGAUAUCCUUUGCGUCCGACUCGUUGAAGGAAAAAUCUUUGUCCAAUACGAAGUGAGUAAUCGCUGUCCUGAUAUCCAGAAGCUCUUUUUGGUUAUAAGAGACGAUGGCAGAAACAUUAUGUACAGAAUAAAUUACAAAUAACGCGAAAAAACACACAUAAUAGUACAAUUGGUUAGAGGGCUGUAAAAUGGCAGCCAUCUUCUCUGGCGCCAUUCUAAAUAUAGAUUUCAAAUGAAACUAAGUCCUCUCUUUCACCAUUAUUUUCAGAGGAUUUUCGAGCAUGGCACACCCAGAAAGUCCAACCCUACAGGACGUGUGACACCCUGAAGUUGAACGACAGCAAAUUUGAGGUGUCCACCACCUAUCAAGACGACUACUGCCAUAAGGGCCCAGCCGAGGCCAGGGAGAGCUUCAAACCAGCCCCCGACACCCCAGAGACCCUGCCCUUCGACGGCGCCACCAACUACCAGACGCAGUAUGUGUCCCACCCGGUCCAGCCCAGGCAGCCCAAGGAGAAGGCUGUCUACUGGCCCACCAGCGCCCCCCUUAAUGGGGUCUCCACCUACAGGCAGGACUACCAGGGCCUGCCGGCCAAGCCCGUCAAGCCCUUCAGGGCCAAGGUGGCUUGGGAGAGCAGCCGGGCAAUCUUCCAGGGGACCAGCGAGUUCCGUGAUCAGUACAAGGCCUGGCCCCUGCAGCCCAAGCACCGGCACCAGGCUGAGGAGUACUGCCCACCUGAGGGCACUAUGGUCGGUCUGUCCACAGCUCACGCUGACUAUGUCGGCCACGAGUGCCAGCAACGACCCCAGUCCGCCCGCCCCCCGGUCGAGGCAUGGACAAAGGAGGCCAGGGAACCCCUCCAGACCAGGUCCACCAUGAAGGAGGACUACCGUGCCUGGGACAUGGUGCGUCCCUCCCCCACGUUACACGCAGAUGAGCUAGAGAAACCCAAGGGGGCUUUCGCCAAGACCACCAACUUCCGCUCAGCAUACGCACCCAAGUCUGCCCAGCGCGCCGCUAGCUUCAAGCCCACCCAGACACUGCUGAGCCCCCAGGCCAUGGAUGAAGACUCUGUCUAUCGCCCCACCUACAUGCCCAAGGAGGUCCCAUCUUGCCCAGCCUGGGAUGGCUGCCCUCCUGGCUUUGAGUACAGCUCCACAGGUGCUGGAGGACACAGGCUGUACCGGACCAUCUCGAUACAGGAAACAGGGCUGAGUCAGCUGGCUGCAGCCACGAGCAAUAAGCCCUCUUACUCCCACAGCAGGAAGAGCUGCAGGGUCCCCAGACAAGCCAAGAGAGCGCCAUAG